AAAUGGAUUUUAUUUAUUUAAAGAAUCAGUUCAGCCAAGUGACAAACAUUUUCUCACAUAGUUUUUAAUCACACACGAUCAGGUUUCUGUGUGCUUCUGUGAUGUUGGUGCAAAGAGACUCGGUGUGUCCGAAUAAUUAUUAAAUUAUAAAUUAUGUGAACUGCAGUCAUUUUCAGGGUGAAUGGAUCAACUUUUCACUGAAGUGUCAUGAUUGGGUUGAUACUGUGAUAAAGUGAUAAUGUUGGCUGUUUCACAGCUUCUUUAAUAGUGAAAAUAUUUUUAAUCCAAUUCACAUUUCAGUCAGGCAGUCGACAGACGGCUACAAGCUGUCAAACGGCGGGGGCCUUCGGGGUCCUUCCUGCUCUGAGCCGCUGCGCCAGCCUCCUGACAUAAACCGCCCGCCGGAGGAAACACGAUAAAUUAAGCCGAAAUCGUCCUGUUGCCGAGCGGGUCCAGCAGUCAUGAUGGACGGCAGGACGAGCGCGAUAGCCGCGGGGGUUUGCGGGGCUUUGUUCGUCGCUUACUGCAUCUACUUCGACAAGAAGAGACGGAGCGACCCCGACUUCAAGAACAGGCUGCGAGAACGGAGGAGAAAGCAGAAGGCAGCCAAAGAGAAAGCUGGCCUGGCCAAGCUCCCGGACCUGAAGGACGCUGAGGCGGUGCAGAAGUUCUUCCUGGAGGAGAUCCAGCUCGGGGAGGAGCUGCUGGCUCAGGGAGACUAUGAGAAGGGCGUGGACCACCUGACCAACGCCAUCGCGGUGUGCGGUCAGCCUCAGCAGCUGCUGCAGGUGCUGCAGCAGACUCUGCCGCCGCCCGUCUUCCAGAUGCUGCUCACCAAACUGCCCACCAUCAGCCAGCGUAUCGUGAGCGCACAGAGUCUGAGCGAGGACGACAUCGAGUGAGGUCACCCGCCGCCGCCUCUUCCAUCACGACCUGCCAGCGCCGCGGCCUCCACCGCUCCGGCCGACGUCCAUCACUUCCCAUCAAGGCGUCCUAAAGGGAAUUAGUUUUUUAUUCCUGGUUUAUCCUCGUCGGUAGUGUUUGUUUGUUUGUUUGUUGUUUUUUUUUUUUUUUUUUUACUUAUGUGACCCCUUGUGGGGUGUGAAUGAGUAUCUCAGUCACAAAGCGCGGCUCCAGUCCGCCAUCGUUAGGUACGUAGUCAUUAACUGGACUGAAGACGGUAAUCGGCUCCUCCGUCAGGGUGGAGCAGCGACACGUGACGCGAGCAGCUUCACGGCGAUCACGCGUCUCUUCUCUGCUCGGAUGCUUCAGUAUUUAUUGUUUUGUCGUCAGUCGUCUUUCUGUUCGCUCCAGACUCAAACGCUUUUUAAAAAGUGAUGAAGUGUUUUGUUCUUUUUAAAGAGGAAGGCCCUCUUUAGGAAAAAAAUAAAAACAUGAACAAACCACA
Scatophagus argus is the source of this 1408-nucleotide messenger RNA. It is a transcript of the gene tomm20b, whose product is annotated as translocase of outer mitochondrial membrane 20b. Lineage: Eukaryota; Metazoa; Chordata; Actinopteri; Scatophagidae. Gene Ontology annotation, biological process: tRNA import into mitochondrion; protein import into mitochondrial matrix; protein targeting. The record is from RefSeq and is a predicted model, not a curated record. Gene Ontology annotation, cellular component: mitochondrial outer membrane translocase complex; mitochondrial outer membrane. Gene Ontology annotation, molecular function: transmembrane protein transporter activity. The coding region runs from base 462 to 902 and encodes 146 amino acids. The transcript is spliced from 5 exons.